AAAUAUAUAAUUAUUAUAUUUUAUUUAACGAAUAUGUAUAUAUGAAUCCCUCCAUUUCUCUCUUCUUCUUCUUCUUCUUCUUGUCUCUGCUCUUAACUGCACAUGUAUGAAAAAUAAAGCCACACCAGAAAAUUCUCCAAGCAAACAGAGCCAACAUACAAAAUGUAACUGCUUUUAUUUCUCUAUAUCCCUGAACCUAGAGCUCUCGAAUUCGCUAUUGAAUUUCAUGCUUUGUUUUUGAAUUUUUUUUUCCUCUGUUGAUUUCCAAACCUCAAGCUCUCGCUAUCAACUGCUGCUCGCGCGAUUGUUUUCGAUACCGAAAUCGGCUGCUCUACUAAAGAAUGAAGAAUAUGAAUCGGAAGUGUAGAUCUUCUGGUGGUGAAUCUUCUCUUUGCAAGGCAUCUUUUAAAAUCUCACAUGUGGUGCGGGAGAACUCUCGGUGUGAGCAACAGGAGAUAGUUACUGGUGAUGCUGUUGGAAGCAAUAUGCAUAUAGACCACAGAGAAAUUUACUUUCUUAUUAUGCAUUUCUUGUCCGCUGGUCCUUGCAAGAGAACUUUUGGACACUUGUGUAAUGAGCUUCUGGAACAUCAGCUUCUACCCAGAAGAUAUCAUGCUUGGUUUUCAAGAAGUGGAACACAUAGUGGGAAUGAUAGUGAUGAUGGAAUCUCUUUUCCAUUAAGUUAUGAUAAGUUGGUGGAGAGGUAUCCUCACAUCGAGAAGGAUCACUUGGUAAAGCUUCUAAAGCAACUGAUUCUGUAUUCAGCCUCUCCUUUGCGUGGCGAGAUUGGGCAAAAUACUCCAAAUGCAGCUGAUGUUCCUACACUGCUGGGAUUUGGUUCUUUUUCGCUUCUGAAUUGUGAUAGAAAUCCAGUAUAUCAGAAAGUUAAGCCCCUGCCAGCUUUCUUGCGCUGGCCACACAUGCAAGCUGAUCAAGUUCGUGGGCUAAGUCUGAGAGAAAUUGGUGGAGGUUUCAAAAAGCACCAUCGUGCCCCAUCCAUUCGUUCUGCAUGUUAUGCCAUUGCUAAGCCAUCAACCAUGGUGCAAAAGAUGCAAAAUAUAAAAAAGCUUAGGGGACAUCGUGAUGCUGUCUAUUGCGCCAUAUUUGAUCGCUCUGGGAGAUAUGUUAUUACCGGUUCUGAUGAUCGUCUUGUAAAAAUUUGGUCAAUGGAAACUGCCUUUUGCUUGGCUAGCUGCCGUGGACAUGAAGGUGACAUAACAGAUUUGGCUGUAAGUUCAAACAAUGCUUUGGUGGCAUCUGCUUCAAAUGAUUUUGUGAUCCGCGUUUGGCGCUUGCCAGAUGGAGUGCCAAUUUCAGUUUUACAUGGGCAUACUGGAGCUGUUACUGCCAUUGCCUUUAGUCCCAAGCCCAGCUCUGUUUUCCAGCUUUUAUCCUCAUCCGAUGAUGGAACUUGUCGAAUCUGGGAUGUUAGAUCUUCACACACUAGGCCAGUUAUUUAUGUACCAAGGCCUUCCGAUGCCAUCAGCGGCAAAAGCAAUGGUCCCUCUACCAAUGGAACCCCUGCAAGCAAUAAUCCCCAGAUUCGUCGAAUACUGUGUUGUGCAUAUAAUGCCAAUGGAACUGUUUUUGUUACUGGUAGCUCGGACACAUAUGCAAGGAUCUUAUGA
Carica papaya (papaya) is the source of this 1628-nucleotide messenger RNA. The record is from RefSeq and is a predicted model, not a curated record. NCBI's taxonomy places the organism in Eukaryota, Viridiplantae, Streptophyta, Magnoliopsida, Brassicales, Caricaceae.